Messenger RNA from Scylla paramamosain (green mud crab), 1056 nucleotides. RefSeq lists its product as uncharacterized. Gene Ontology annotation, biological process: positive regulation of voltage-gated potassium channel activity; sleep; regulation of synaptic transmission, cholinergic. NCBI's taxonomy places the organism in Eukaryota, Metazoa, Arthropoda, Malacostraca, Decapoda, Portunidae. The coding region runs from base 132 to 545 and encodes 137 amino acids. The record is from RefSeq and is a predicted model, not a curated record. The transcript has 3 exons.
ACGAGCGCCGGCCAAGAGCCGGUCUUCACUGGUCGCGUGUACUGUAUUCAGUUCAGUGCUCGACUGGCAGCGGUGGGUGGCACACGUCUUGCGUCCUGCUCCUUAUUUUUUCUUCCUAACCACACUUCAAAAUGAAAGUGUUCAUCACCUCCUUCGUCAUCCUUGCUGUGGCCGGCUCUGGUAUGGCCAUCAAGUGCUUCGUCUGCAACACACAAACAGACCCAGCAUGUGAUGACCACAUGCAGUCUAAAUCCCCAGCUCUGCAAAAUGCCUUUUUGCAGGAGUGUGAAGUUAAGGCAAACCAGUCAGAACCAUUCUGUAGGAAGGUCAAGGAAUACAUCCACACGAAUUCUGUUGUGAGAGUGCAUCGGGAGUGUGGCUACAUGAUGCGUGAGGGAUAUGAAUGCUACCAGAAACGCUCGGAGGACUAUGUAAUGGAUGUGUGCCAGUGUGAAAAGGACCUGUGCAAUGACUCCCCAUCACUCACAGCACCAAUCAGCUCACUCCUAGCUGUUGCCAUCCCCUUGCUGGCCAGGUUCAUGUGAGCCCAGUAAGACAGUAAGGUGUAGUUCCUCAGAAACUGUAGAACCAGUGAAGCACAUGCACAUCUCUGUUUGCUCCAUCUCGGCAUAAAUGCACAUACACAAGUAGAAAUCUGUCUGUAGAUAUUCAUUUCAAUGUAUUUUUAUUGUAACAUUUAUAUAUCGAUACUUGUCCCACUUAUAUAAAUUCACCUUCGUACAAACUGUAUGCCUUUGUGUGAAAUUGUAUCCACUAGUUUGUUUUCUCACCGUUGAAGAUGUAGAUGUGUUGUUUGAAGGCUGUGGUUUUUAACAGUCCAAUGGCUAUGGAAAUUAAAGGUACCUAUUGUAUGUAUAGAGAAUUUUUAAUAAAACUUUACUUGUUGAAUUUCAAAUAGCUGUAAAUUUACUUCUCCAGUAUCAGUAAUUAAUUCAUGACAGUAGCCAUUGACAUAAAGAUAUAGUGUUGUUGAUAUUAUGCACUGUUGAGAGAUUGCAUAAAUAUGUGGGCAAAUAAAUUUUAUAAAAGUAAUAA